Phytophthora sojae is the source of this 708-nucleotide messenger RNA. RefSeq lists its product as hypothetical. NCBI's taxonomy places the organism in Eukaryota, Oomycota, Peronosporomycetes, Peronosporales, Peronosporaceae. The transcript has a single exon. The annotation marks the transcript as partial. The record is from RefSeq and is a predicted model, not a curated record.
AGUUAUCUCCAGCGGUUUCAGCGUGUUCCGAUUACGCCGGACAUGCAACAAGACCUGAUAUGGUGGUACACUCCCCGCCUGAACGGCGUGUCGCUGGAAUACUUCAAUGCUCUCCCAGCACCCGACAUUGUAGUCGAAAUAGAUGCGUCCGAUUAUGGUCUCUGUGCGCUGGAUGUAUCAUCGCAAGUGGCCCUCACGUACCAGUUCUCGGACAGCGAACGUGCCUUGAUUGCGGCUUUUAAGGCUGGUACGCCCAACGGCUUCGACAUCAACUUUCGGGAGCUGCUCUCGUGCGCUUUCGCGGUUCACGCAUGGGGACGCCGGUGGGGCUCCGGUGCCUCGCGCAACGAUCGCCCACGCCACGUUCAAUUUCGCAUCGACAACACUUCUGCGGUCGCAUGGCAAACCAAGCUCGCGUCCUGUAAAUCACGCGCUCAAGUGAUUAUCCGGCUACUUAACUGGUGGGAGACUUCGUUCCAGCUUCGGUUUUCGGCGUCGCACGUGGCCGGCUCUGACAACGAACGCGCCGACACUGGCUCCCGCAUUGCCGCUAACCCAUCGUAUGCGGUCAAAUUCUCGUCACUUACUCCCGGAUGGUCGCCGGUUUCGCCGACUGUGGAUAUUCAAGGUCUGAUCGAUAUCUGGCAGCGUAUCUCCGAGCGCACUCCGUUGCCGACUCCACGUUCGAGCAAUACCGCCGAGCCUUGA